ACGAACAUGCUUAAACAUGUCCAAUCGGUCCCGUUUUUUUGAAUCGAGUGGUUGUAACGGUUGAACGGCUGCUUCGCGAGUCUCGCGACAAAAUUAAGAAGGAAAGCUAGCAAAAGCCGGUAAAGUCGGCCUAAGAAACGGAAAAUUACAAUUGAAAUUAAAUCAAAGUAAUAACUAUUCAAAAAAACAAACCGUUUAAGAAAUUGUGAUAAUAAUUUGUUGAUUUUUUGUUAAUAUCGCGCUGCAUCAACGUGGGUGGCAAUCAUAAUCGUAAUCGUAAUAACAAAUAAACGAACGCUGCCGGCUGCAAUUAUGAAAAGGUAGAAAGCAACAACAGAAAGUGAGGAGCAGCUGGAAGCUGAAGCCGGGGCCAGAGAUUUUGUUGCAUUGUUGUUUCCAUGCCCCAUGAUGUUCCCCCAAUUAAUCUGCCGGCAGAGAGGUCGUUGGCGCUAAGGUCACGCAGAACCCAACCCAACGGAGCAGCGGCGUUUCGUGUGGAGUGCAAGUGACAAACAAAACACAGAAAAAAAAAAGGAGAAGCAGCGUUUUCUUAGUUCUCCCACCCACGCUCUAAACAACAGCAAAAACAACGUGUGUGUGUGUCGCAUGGCUCAGGCAAACGGUUAAUCUUCAUAGCUGAGCGCGUGUGUGUGUGGUUGUGCGUGCCCGCUGUGACUGUGUGUGAUUUUGUGUGGCUGCCCCGCUCUCUCCCGCGCAAUUUUUGUAAGGAGCGAAAAUCGAAAAUGACAACAAGCAGCAGCAGCAAUGCGGCGGUGGAGAGACAGCAGACAAAUGUGAGGAGCGUCGCGUCACCCAUCGUAACACCGAAGAGUGCCGCUGAUGGCCGCUAGAAAUGUGCUAGAAAUGUGCGUUAUAAAUUUUUACGAGUGUACGCAGCGCAUUGAAUUUUUACGAGUGUACAGCAGCAGAAGCAGCAGCAGCAUGAUGUGCUCAGGCGGCGGAGGCAGCAGCAAUUUAAAACAAUUCAGGCACGAAAAUAAUGCUUAAAGUAACGCAAAGGAAAUUGCAUGCUUAGCCAUAGAAAAAUAUAUAGCAAAAAAAAAACAAACAACAAAGAAAAAUAAAAGGAAAGAGAAAGAGAAAAUAAAAAAAGAAGAAAAGCUGUGAAAGAAAGAAACGCCGUGUGGCAGAGAGAGGGUUGCUACAACUCCUUGUGAAAGGAGCACGUGACAUUGUGAGAAAACUCCUCUCACACACAUACACACGACGCCAUUUUGUAACGGUAAUUGGCAGACGGCACACACGUGAACCGAAGAAAGGCUAAACGUCCGCUAACACGCCCAAACAACAGUAACAGCAACACCCUCUCCAUCAUUACGAGCAACAACAACAACAACAAAAUCAUCAUCAUCGCCUCAUCAUUAUCAUCAGGACGAUGGCCGUUAGCAACAUUGUCUGCGAAUGGCUACGUGCCUUGGGCCUGGCGCAGUAUGCCGAAAGUUUUCUCGACAAUGGCUACGAUGACCUGGAGAUAUGCAAACAGGUCGGCGAUCCCGAUCUGGAUGCCAUCGGCGUUGAGAAUCCCUCCCAUCGACACAAGCUGCUGAAGAGCAUACGCUCGUUGCGGGAGAAGGGCGCCGCCUCGGUAUAUUUCAUGCUCAACGAUCCCAAUUCGUUGUCGGGCAGCAUGGAGAUACUGUGCGAAACGCCGCCCAGCAACGACCUGGAGAUGGUACUGGGCGAACAGCUGGAGACGGACGGAGUGCGUCUGACAGCGCAUCCAUAUUCAACACCGGAUGGACAACGCGGCCAUUUAGAGGGCCUGGCAUCCGUCUAUUGUGAGUUGUUAAUGGCUCCCUUUGGAGAUAUUUUAAGUGCUUUAGAGAGUGCCAGGCAGGCGGCCUGGGCGGAUCACAGUCCGCUCCAUAAUGCCAACAGCGGUGGCGGCAGCGGCAGCGGCUGCGGUGCCGGUGGCAGUGGCAGUGGCACCGCCAGCGGCGCCAGUGGUGCCAGCGGCAGUGGUGGCAGCAACCGUAGCGGCAUCGGCAGCGGCGGCGGACUCCAUCACCGUCAGAAGCACGGCCAUCGGGGGCAUUCAAUGCACGGCGCCGGUCUGCCCAAUAGUCAUAGUCAGCCCAUUUAUGUGCCCGGAAAGUAUUCGCCCUCCAGCUGCUUGUCCGACAAGGAGGAGGACGAAAUCUAUGGCUUUGGCUAUGGUGUGUUUGCACCGCGUGUGGCACGCGGCGGCCUCACGCAACAGCAGCAGCUGCUGCAACAGCAAACACUGCAGACGCAACAGAGCAUACAGCAGCAGCAGCAGAUGCAACAGCAACUGCAACAGCAGCAGCAGCAGCAGCAGCAACAGCAGCAAUUACCAAUCGUGCCAGGCCAACAGCAGGCGGUGGGACCCGGCGUUGGACAGGCCGGAAUUGGACCGCAACAUCAUCAGACUCUGCCACCGAAUGUAGCCCAUCUGAACUUUGUGCAACAAAACUGCCUGAGUCCGCGCUCUGCAUAUUUCUAUGAAUUUCCACCGACAGCUGAGGGACGCGAGACAAAGAAACGCACCACAUUGGCCCGACUGCUGAAAGGCUUGAAAACUGUCAAUCGACGGGAUCGCAACAAUCAACAAAAUGGCGCCCAGGCCAGGGCCGCCAACGAUCGUCUGCGGCACUUUCAAAUGAUAAACGGCGGUGCGGGCGGACAGCAGCACAGUUUCGAGGAGACAAUCCAUAGGUUGAAAGUACAAGAGGCCAUGCGAAAAAAGGAAAAAUUUCAACGUGAGCACGAGGAGAUUCUGCGUGACAUACGUCAGGGACUGUUGCAAAUGAGUCGCGGCGAGGGACGUAUGGACGACACCUACAUGUACGACGAGGCCCUGCGAACUGGGGCAGGCGUGGGCGGUGGCAUUGCAGGGCUUGGAGGCGGUGCCCACUAUGCGGUGAGUGCGCUGCACCAUCAAGGUCAUUGGUACGACGAGCCGCCCUACGAAAGCGAUCCCGAUGACUUUCUGAUGGCCGGCCUCAACUGCGGACCAGCUGCCACCAUUCAGGGUGGCCGUGUGCGCUUCUCGAACAACCGCGAGAGCACGGGCGUAAUUUCAUUAAGAUCCGCCGGAGAUAUUUCACUACCGCAACGAGGGCCGCCGCGACGAGGUCUUAUCGUGCCACAACAGCCGCCAAAUCCACCGACAAUAAUACCCUUAACGCAUGCCAGAUCCCAUGAUCGUGAGAGCGGCGACUAUGCGGGUUCCAUUUCAGAUCUACAAAGCGUUACCUCCAGGCUCAGUGCUGUAUCGAUUGGCACCAACAAUUGCACGGCUCGAUAUCGAACACUGAGCGGCGGCAUCGGGGAGUCACCCUCGCUGUCGCCCAGCCCCUCAUCGGACUACGAGGACAUUGGGGUUGGGGCCGCACGGAUGCACGGCCUGGCCCCAAGUCUGCUGGCCGCGAAGGCAAAAAAGAAUGGACUGCCGCACGGCAAGGCGAAUACGAUUUGUCAGAAGGCCACAGUGCAUCAUUCGAGCGAGAUGCGUAGCUCGCCAAAGGAAAUUGGCGCUUUUAAUGAGAAUGGACGGAACUUUGUGGCCACAAAGGAUACAUCGAGGGAUUUCAGCAACUCCCAAGACAAUACCGACCGUGGCAGCAUGAGCGAUCAGGCGUUUGCCUGUUCGGCCAGCUCCGUGGAAAGUUUGCCCAGCGCUUCCGGUUCGAGCACACAGGCUCUGGUGCGUCCCGGCAGUCCACACAGCUCCAUAUCGGCGGAGGAUCGCACCUCGAUGGCGGUGCACAGCGGCAGCAUCUGCAAGGCCAAGGCCCUGGUGGAUAGUCUGCCCAAUCCCUACGACAAGGAGGCGCUUAAAUUUAAGAAGGGCGAGCUCAUCGAUGUGCUGUCGAUGAACGCCUCGGGCAUCUGGAAGGGACGAUGCCACGGCCGCGUCGGACACUUCAAGUUCAUCAAUGUGGAAGUGCUGCCGGAGCAGCGUCUGAAGAACUCCAGCAGCAAGACCCUGGGGCCCAGCUCACGGCUGGGCGGCAACAGCAGUGCCUGCAACAGCAAUGCGAACAGCCACAGCAACAGCAACAAUGGGGGCGGACCCAGCUCGGUGGAGGAUCUGCUGGUGCGCAUCGGGCUCAAGGAAUACACCUCGGUGUUCGUGCUCAACGGGUACGAGGAUCUCGAGCUCUUCAAGGAGCUGGAACCCGCCGAUCUCGACUAUCUGGGCAUACUCAAUCAGGAGCAUCGGGCCAAGCUGCUGACGGCUGUGCAGCUGCUGCAUGACAUUGAAUCUACAAAUUUCACCCGUACAGGCUCCGACGUGGACAUAGCCGGCUCCAGCUCAGAGAACGAUGAGGCACGGCUGAACAACAUCAACAAGAAGCACGGCGCCUCGCCCUUCGGCCGGCGUCACUUUCCGCGCGACUCGGGCUGCUAUGAGGGCUCGCCGCUGCCCAGCAGCCAGACACCGACGCAGACGGUCAACUCGACGGACGAGUCGAACAGCCUGGACGACGUGGUGACCAAGUGCUCCAGCGAGAUUAUGAAGCGCGUGGAGAGCGCGCGCCGGUGCAAGGACAAUCCGUUCAAGGCGACGCUGCCGGGUGGCGGCCGGGUGGGCAAGAAGUCAUUUCUCGGCGGUGGCGGACUUAUGGCUGACGAUACGCUCACACGUGGCGGACUCAGUGAGAAGUCGAGCGAUUCGGGCGUCAGCAGCAGUUCGCUAUCGUCGGGUCCGCUGAAGAGCAGCACUUAACAUUUGCCCACUAUCCUGGCCCACGAGCUGCUGCUGGGCGUGGGCGCUGGCAUGGGUCUGGGCCUGGGCCUGGGUCACGGUCAC
Drosophila obscura is the source of this 4798-nucleotide messenger RNA. RefSeq names its product sterile alpha motif domain-containing protein 5 (gene SKIP). NCBI's taxonomy places the organism in Eukaryota, Metazoa, Arthropoda, Insecta, Diptera, Drosophilidae. The coding region runs from base 1397 to 4714 and encodes 1105 amino acids. The transcript has 18 exons. Gene Ontology annotation, molecular function: protein binding. The record is from RefSeq and is a predicted model, not a curated record.